Caenorhabditis auriculariae is the source of this 1048-nucleotide messenger RNA. The record is from the annotation of a GenBank genome assembly. NCBI's taxonomy places the organism in Eukaryota, Metazoa, Nematoda, Chromadorea, Rhabditida, Rhabditidae.
AUGCACAGUAUGCCUCUCAAUUUUCUCGCUCUAUUUGUUCUAUGCUGCUUUGUUGGAUUUUCUUAUGGACUCGAAUGCAACUUCGGUAAGUUUCUAAUAGAAAGGGUUCAAAUAUCUAUAAUUUGAAAACGGAUAAUUCUUAUCUCAACAAUACAAUUUCACAGAGCUUAGCUAUUCGGCUUACACAAGAACUAAUUUUUUUCAUCUUUAGGCAAGAACGGAUUCAAUCAGGUCUAUAACACGCGAAGCUGUCCAAGCGGUCAAAACUUUUGCGCAACGUGGGAAAAUAUCAUGAACAUUCACAUAAAAUGGUUUUUUUUUCAGAAUCGAAGAAAUUGACCAAGCCAAUAAUGUUGUUGACGUAACCAGGGAUUGCGUGGAUUCUUCCACGUGCACGGUUAGUUAUUUUCAUUGCGUUUCUUUACUAGUUAUAGAACAUUUUUUUGCAGCCAACAUGAAAGGGCAAUAAGGCUCACCCCAAGACUUUUCGAAAUUAAUUUGCAGUUUAUUAAAAAGGAAUUAAAGCGAUAGGACUCUGAUUAAUACCCUAAAACAGUUCUAUCCCAAACAUCAGCGCGACCGCGACGCUGUGAGCUAUCCAUAUGUAAAGAUUUCAAAAAUUCACUGAAUUCGCGUACACGGAACGGAAAGUACAAUGGCAGCUUCGAUUAUCAUGAAACUUCUUGAGAUUUCUCUUUAAAAAAAAAACCAUGAUCGCAAAAAAAAAAAUUUCUAGGCUUCUCCGUCUGGCUCUAAGACAAAAGUCCAGAAAAUUUGGACUGUAACUGUAAUCAAAGUUAUUUUAAAAAAAUUCCAGAAAAGUUUUCUCAAAUCCUCGAGCUGUGAAUAUCUAUGUUUUCCAAUAAUGUUCAAAUGGUAAAAUUUUCGAUUUCAGUCAAAUGGCUGUCAUGACACUGGAAGAAAUUAUGCUUCCCACUAUCAACGGAUCUGCUGCUGCAACAAGAACUACUGCAACGGCGCUACCACUGCUCUCACUUUCGGACUUCCCAUCGCAGCCUUGACCUACUACUUAUACAAAUCCCUUUGA